Molecule: messenger RNA, 505 nt
Organism: Aedes aegypti (yellow fever mosquito)
Lineage: Eukaryota; Metazoa; Arthropoda; Insecta; Diptera; Culicidae
Exons: 3
Coding region: 92-349 (85 amino acids)
Source: RefSeq, a predicted model, not a curated record
GGAUGCGACGAUACAGUUGCCUUUACCUUGCCUACAGAGUAAGACGAAGUGUCAGUUAGAGAUCAAAAAUUUCAAGGAAAAUUUAGAAGCAAUGAAGCAGCAAACAGUGUGUAUUUUGCUGGCACUUGUUCUAGUAUCAGCUGCCUAUACCGAUGCUUUGGUGUUUGUUUAUGCCAAAACCUGUUCCUCUUGCAAGGCAUAUGGAGCCCGGUAUUGCGGCUAUGGCUCCCUUAACUCCAAAGGCUACGUUUCCUGUGACGGAGCGACGUCAAUAAGAAGCUGCAGUGACUGUCAGAAGCGGUUCGGAAGAUGCCGUGAAGGUGCCAUCACCGAAUGCUACAUCGGAUGAGAUGUCUGGCGGCUGAGAAGAAACGGUCCGACGAUAUUUGCUGGAAGCUAUGAUCUAUCGAAUCAGUCUGGGUUAUGAUUGGAAUUUUCCCGGGCAUGUGUGUCAUUGAUUGAUAUUGAAGAAGAAUAAAUUGGAGAGCUCUCCAGUAAAAGUUAA